Messenger RNA from Plasmodium fragile, 8106 nucleotides. RefSeq lists its product as uncharacterized. The transcript has 5 exons. Gene Ontology annotation, biological process: phosphatidylinositol phosphate biosynthetic process. Lineage: Eukaryota; Apicomplexa; Aconoidasida; Haemosporida; Plasmodiidae. Gene Ontology annotation, molecular function: 1-phosphatidylinositol-3-phosphate 5-kinase activity. The record is from RefSeq and is a predicted model, not a curated record. The coding region runs from base 1 to 8106 and encodes 2701 amino acids. Gene Ontology annotation, cellular component: endosome membrane.
AUGGAAGAAAGCUUAUCGGAUAGGUACUUCAGCUUUAGGAACAAUUUAAAACAGCGAAACACAUCGCAGAGGUUUUUCGACUGGAUCCUGAACUACCCCCUGUUCAACGAAAUCCGAAAUAGUAAUCUGUCUAACCGCUUCAGCAGCCUCUGCAUAAACGAUGGGCAAAAUUUUUACCCGAAACAAACGCAGCCAACAGUGAAAAGGAGAAUAUCGAACAAGAAGGACUCAAGCGUGCCCAUCAGCGAGCCCAACGAACUGACCACGAAUUUGAUUAAAAAUGGAAUAAGGCAAGAAGAUUAUAGUCUCAUAGUGAACAACAAGUUUUACUUGAAGAUAAUUAAAAGGAGCGAAAAGAUUUACAAAACAUACAACGAUGAUAUUAAGGACGAAAGAAAGAAAAAAAAAAUAUUUGAAAAAGUUAAGCAAAAAUAUUUUAAAAAAAAAGAAAACAGUGAAAUGUAUAAUAUCCCACCUGUAAUUCCUGUGAAUUAUUCUGCAAGGAAAAAAAAAAAAAAAAUUUUGGAUGAAGAAUUUAAUCCUUUUUUUACCUUUUUCGAAAAAGACAUUAACAAAAAUGUGUACCACGACAGUAUCACUUUUUCUCUGAAAACCAACAUCCAUCUUAAUCGGUACUUUUACAAAGUAAUAACCAAUCAGCUGCGCUACUACCAGAUUAAGAAGGACUUGUACCUUCCCAUCAUCAGCAUGCUGAAUGAGAUUUCAAAGUAUUACCACAGUUAUGACUACGACAUUUUGACAAAUGUGAAGGUAAAGUACUUCCCCUAUAAGAGAUUCUCAAACAGCUUCUACAUCAACGGGUUGGUGUUCAGCAACUGCUCUAUAUACUUUGACGAUGUGGAAAUAAAGAACCCGAAAAUAUUGCUCCUGGACGCAGAAAAAAAAAAUAACUACGAAGUACUGGAGCAGUCUUAUAACAACAAGUAUAAUUACACUUAUUUCAUUUUGAAAAAAUUGAGCAAUCGAAAUUUGAACAUCAUUUUAAUUCACGGGGAAAUAGAUGUUUACACGAAGAAGUUGUUAAUGAGUAAGAAGAUAUAUUUUUUUACAAGCAUUAAGAAAAAAAAUUUACGGCGAUUGUCCAACAUGCUGCGUGCCAAGGUUCUAAGUUAUGACGACUUUGUAAAUUUUGACCAUAACAGUUAUGUAGCUAAGGCAAAUUAUUUCAAAAUUGAAAAGUAUAGGAAAAACGUGAAAAAUAUUUUUCUCUGUUGUAGCGGCAAUUUUUUAACCAUCUGCAUAUUUGGGAGGAAGGAAAUUCGGGAUGGGGAUGAACCGCAGGUUGGAUAUGCACCUGCGAAUAGCACGUCCACAGCUGUUGGAGUAACAUUUUCGAACUUGUACAACCCAAAUGAGAGAUGCGCACCGGAGGAAGGAAGAAAACCGAAGGGGGAAGGCCUGUUAUAUACGCUUCUUAAAAAAGAAACGAAGAAACAAAAUAUAUUAGAUAAAUUCCUCCAAGUGUAUUACAAGAACAAGAGUGAUGAUUAUAUAGUUGAUUAUUUUUUCCACCAUACAGAAAAAAAAAUAUGUCUAAUGGAUAAGGAAAGACGUGGAAACAAGAAAGAGAAACUAAUUGAUCAUAUAAAAAAUGUAAUUAUAAUUAAAAAGGUUAAAAAAGUGCUAAGGUUUUGUCUGUUCUUGACCUUCCAUGUAUAUAAACAGCUGCAUUUGAAUAACUACAUGGGAAGAAUGCUGCAGAGCAUGCCAGAUGGAAGUAUACACACAAAUGCCAUUUGUGACAAUUUUUAUAAGAAAUUGAGUCAGUCCAUCCUGUCUUCUUCCAUUUUUUUUUUCUAUAAUGAUACAAAGAGCAAGAUAAAAAAGACACCCAUAAAUUUCAUGUCGAAUUUGUUCCACUUAGUAAAUGCUAAUAACCCACUGAUAAGAGAACGGAUGAAGAUUUUACACAUGUUAAUAAAGACAAAUAAAAUUAUUAAAGACCAAAUAUACAACAAUUAUGAACAUUGUUUCUUGAACACUGGAAAAAACAAAAUAAUAGACGUAGUGAACUAUUUUUUAUUUAACAAUUUCAUGAAAAAUUGGGAAAGCAAUUAUAAUUUUAUGUAUUAUUAUUUAAAAAUUAUUAACAGCUCUUAUUUGUACUGCAAUUGGAAAAAUUUAAUCACAAAUGAGGAAGAUUUUUUGAACGACUCAAAUUUAUUGUGCCAUCCUGUAUUCUUUAAAGACGAAAUUGUGAUGGAGAACAAGGUUAAUGAAAAGGCUGAGGAGAUUAUUGCCCAGAAUAUCCUUUUCUAUUGCUAUCAUUUGGAAGCAACCAAAAAUGUAGAAAUGAUAAUUUAUUUUAUUUGCCCCAAUUAUAUGUUUAUUAAUAACUUGUACAAUUGUGUGAACAUGUACCUGUUUGACAACCAGAACCAUAGCUUGAAGAAGCUCUUUUACAACUUUUUCUUUAACCACAAGUAUAUAUACGACAUGUCCUUGCAGCAGUUCGUUUGCGUCAUCCACGAGCUGGCCCACAGUUUGAAAUGCCCUUUCGACACGUGCCGGAACGAACUCGGCCACCACCAAAUAUGCAUCCAAAUAUUCCUGAAGAGGGUCCUCAUCACAUUUAUGAAGGAAAGCAGCGAUAGUGAUGAGGACGAAGUAAGCAUGAAAAUCAUCUGCAACAAGUGUGACUUGGUCCAGGAGAAAUUACUGAGCACCAACUUUUCCCUCAGCGAAUUUCUUCUAAGCAUUGUACACUCGGACAGCUACGUGAACAUUCAUUGCAACCACAAUGGGAAAAACAAUUCCUACGAGUUGAGUUACAAAGAUUUGAAAGUUUGUUUCCUCCUACACGAUAAUGAAAUUUACAAAAGUAUCAAGCCGCACAAAAGUGGCAAGGGUUUGCAUGCAUCAAGUAGAAGCAGCGAAGGUAGCAGUGCACGCUGGUGUUCAUACGACAGAGGGCCGAACAAGUGUAAGCGAAUCUCCAACACGGAACGUAGAGUAAAAAGAUACAUCAAGAAGAACAUGCAAAACAUCAUUUGCAAUAGCGUCUUUUACAACUACCCCUGCAACUGCGUAACGGGAAAGAAUAAGUAUAAAAUUGGAGAAGGAAAAGAAAAGACAAAAGGACAAGUGUAUACAAAUUUUAACCUGUACAAUAUCAUCGAAAAUUUCCCCUUUUUUACGAGCUCAAUGCUGCCCAUGUAUUGCUCACUAAAGUACUUAAUCUACAACUGCGUAAUUCAGUAUUAUAGGUCUAAAAAUAAGCAUCUUUAUGGGAAGCCAUCCUCAAUGAAGAGGAAGAAGGAGAAGUUUAAAAACCCCUCUUCUCCAUUGUACUUUACAAAUAAGUGUAAAAAAUGUAAACACAUAAAAAUUGACAACUUUUUCACACUAGGAUUUUUCAAUGUCUUAUUCAUAAUUAAGAGGAUUUUUUUUAACUUUUACAUCGCUGUGAAUUUUCUCAUCGGUCUGGUCAGUAAAAAUAUACUUAUUAAGGUGAACGAAAUUUUGUACUGCGUAAAUAACACGGAAUACUUCAUAGAGGAUAGUUUUUUGAUUAUAAAGGGGGAGAUGGAAAGCAGCAGGGAGGACGCACAGGGUGAACCAUUAGACGAGCACAAAAUUGAGGCACGAAGCCCGAACGGCGAUGGAAAUAAUGAACCACUUGUAAAGCAAAAAGACGAUCCCUUGAAUAGUGCGAUGAUCCAGCAGAUGUGCGGGGGUGAGAUGGAGGUUACACAAGGAAGGGGCGCGGAUGGACCUGCACACACAAUGCGUUCAUCGCAUGACCCAAGUGCGGAUGCCACGCACAUCAAGAAGAAGGAGGAAACACUCAGAGGAAAACAAGUAAACUCGAGCAGAGAAGAAAGGAUCCUUAACUACGACUCGAAAGAGGCUAACAGCAACCGCGCAUACAUCCUAAAAGAUAUCAACAGAAUAAAGGAAAAUUUAGUAAAGCAGUUCCUCAUAUUUAGAAAGUUUAAAAACAAACUGGUGCAAAACAAAAAACACCUAACUAGAGUGUUCAGGCGUUUUUACACCUACGCCAUUGUGCAUUUGAUGGACAGGGAAUUCUCGUUGGACAAUGAAAUAUUUUUCUCCUUGUACAUUAUGAGAUUAGAAAAAAUUAACUUAAGAAUAAAGAGGGAUAUUGAAAAUAUGACCAAGUUGGCCAAUAAUAGGAAGAUACAGUAUUUGCGUUACGUCGCUCGGGGCGCUUGGGACGGUGUGUCUGUGAGGAGGCAAGUGAAGAAGAUAUUUAAGGAGACGGUAGAGGAUACGAAGCGAGACGAGGAGAACAUCGAACAAACUUUCUCUAACAAUCCCCUGUCUUUGCCGCCCACAAGCCACCGUAGUGCCAAACGGAGUCCCCAACGCAGAUUGGACAAAGUAGAGCUCAUGAGAAAGUGGAGGAGAUCCAAAAAGAAGUAUGCCCUGAUGAACGACUUGAACAGCAGGAGAAGAAGGGAGAGCGAAAUGUCUAAUUUGGAAAAUCCUGAAAGUCUGAAUGAAGACAAGUCGGAGCUAAGCAACUACUUCUACUUCGUGCGGGAGUAUGACAUACAAAAAUUAUAUACGAAAGAGUCCUACUACAUUUAUAACAUUGAGAAUUAUAGGAAGAGAAAAUAUUUAGACGAUUUGAACAAGGAAGAAUACGAACAUUCGAACAAGAAACUAUUCUAUUUGCAUAUAACUAAAAUAAUCGACUCGGUAAAGGUUGAUAAAAGAAGCAGAAAGAAAACGGGGGGUACAGAAAAGGAACAGAAAUCAAGUGCGAUCUUUUUAUUAAAUCCCAGUGACACGUCCAACUCCAUCUUCCACGCGCUUAUAUCGGAUGAGUACAAGUUGAAGUUGGCCGAAAUUUACGAAAAGGAGAGGGAAGCUGUCCGGGCGGAGAAGAAACAACAGGCGCUGGAAAAACAAAUUGACGAAGCAAAAAAUGAAAUUGCGCUACUGCGGAGGGAGUUCAAACCAAAUGGGAGCAAAGAAAGGGUUACACAGAAGACGCCGUUUUGUGGAAAGAAAAAAUCGAAAAGGGGAAAACAUUCCUGCAUCGAACAGCAUGAGGAAAUAAAAAAAUAUGUAAAGAAAAAUAUAAGAAGGAUGACCAACCGGAACCUAGCAAAUAGCUCGAUAAACCAAUUUUUGAAUUGCAAAAAUGAUCAAGUUGUCAUUGUUCCGAUAAAUGAAAACAUUUCUGUGUACAUAUAUUUUCCGCUACAGUUUUAUUACCUGAGGAAAUUUCUGUGUAAAAGAGAAACAACAUUUUUAAGAUCACUCAUAAAAAGCAACUGUAUCAAAUUUGAUCAUAAAAAAAGACACUUUGUAAAAACAUACGACGAUAAGUACAUCAUCAAAGAGAUAAAUAAAUACGAAUUUAAAUCUUUCAUUACAAGAUAUAAAGAAUUUUUUCAACAUUUUUCGGACAUAUUUUUUAAAGGAAAAAAAUCUCUCCUAUGCUUCAUGUUUGGACUUUACCAAAUAGAAAUUAAAAAGAGGAGGAGAAAAAAUGUUAAAUCGUAUAUUAUUUUGGAAAAUAUAAAAAUCGAAAAUAGCAACUCGAAAAUUUUAAUUUUUGAUAUUAAAGGGGCAAGGAAAAAAAAAAAUUUACAAAAACUGAUCAAGCAGAAUAAGAGGAGCUCCUCCGUAUUCGAACGAAAUGAUGUCUUAUCGUACAACUCGUGCAAAACGACGGAAGAAAAGGACAUGUCUGAAGAUAAUUCCUCUGGCAUAUCGGAAAAUUUGGGCCAUUUUACUAGAUACAUUCGCAGGGAAAAGAAGAUUAACUUUAAGGGCGCAGCGGUGUCUGCCGCGCAGGGGGGGGCGCGGGAGAACAAACAGACGAAUAUAUUUUAUAGCAAAAAUGAGUAUUUGCAUAUGUUCUCCGUGGAAAAGACCCAUACAGCCGAAGAGGCACAAAAAGGAGAAAACAAUUCCAAACAGGAUGGUGCACACUAUAUGGAAGGUUCCGUACCCAACGCAGAAGGUGAAAGAAGACACAAUGUCAUAACCCAGGGCGGCAAAGAGGGAGCAGGGAAUAAGAACCGUAGAACAGGGAACGGAUUAAGCAGCGAAAGUAACGAAGAAAAGGUGAGGAAAUUGUAUACAAAAGUUAGGCAAAAAAUGCUAUGUGGAUUGUUGCGGCAACGUCUGGUUGAACCGGCUAAGAAGCUCCGUAUGAAGAGUAGACUGAAUAAAAAUUCCGCACAAAUUGGUGAGGAGAAAAAAGAUAAUCACAAAAAUUGGCGCAUCUUUAUAAAUGACAUUGUACAUCAUACGAGGAUGUUCCUAUCUUUGAAUAGCAAAAUGACCAAGCUACGAAUGAGAAAAAAUAGACGUAGGGGGAAAUGCACCAAAAGGAUCAGAACGAAAUAUUUGUACAGCACGAAGGCGUCACUGCAUUUUUUGGCGAAAAAAAAGGAGUGCAUUUUGAAUAGACACAAUUUGAGCAAGCACAAAUUAAGGGGAGAAGUGGUAUGCGCCCCCCAAGGUAGUACCCCGUCACGGGAAGGAACUUACAGCUUCUUAAACAAGGAUAUGUCAAAUAGUAAAAACAUGGAGAGUCUAAAUUCGAUAGAAAAAUAUAACAACUUCACAAUAGAUAAUUACAAUAGCUUGCAAAAUUAUACUGUGCUAUUUGAUGACAAUUUUAGAGACUUCAUCAAAGGGAAGGUGAUAAAUAUGGAGUACUGUGAUUACAAGGAUCUGAUGGAUUCGUUAAGAGAAGAUACAGACUUCCUGUCAGGGCAGGAUAUCAUGGAUUACUCCCUCCUUAUACACAUAGACGUAGCAAAUUUUGUAAUCAUUUUUAAAAUUAUUGAUUAUUUAAGACCUUACACAUGGGACAAAUCGGUAGAAAAUUUCAGCAAAAGUGUUUUAUAUUUGACCAAAGGGUACAGACCGACUAUUAUACAUUCCGAAUAUUAUAAAAAGAGAUUCCUAAGUAAUAUUAAAAAGUACAUUUUUUAUUACCUUCCAAUUUAUGCUCUUAAAAAAAAAAUUGUCUUUAAAAUCGCAGAGAGGAAGGACUCCUUUUCUGUAUUCACUCUAAACAAAAGGCAUCCAUUCAAAGUUUAUUUUUUUUAUCAACUGUUUAAUUUAAUAAUGAGGUACUAUAAUAAUUACUAUAUUUAUAUGAAAUAUUUUAAUGUUCAUCAGGCGUCUUUGCGUAAGUGGUCAUUUGUAAAUAUUUUCUCGAGACAAAAUUUGCUUACUUUUUUAAGCUAUUAUCAGAAGGAAUGUUACUUACAAAAUUUGGAGGAAAAGAAAAGAGAAGAUGCCCAACUGUGUGACGAUUUUUACCUGCCAACUGUACUAUAUGAAAAUGAUUUUUCAACACCGGACACUUUUUCAAAUCCUCUGAAGAGCGAAAUUGCAUUGCGUAAUGGAAAUUUAAAUAAAGAAAUAAUGUCACUCUAUUUUGAUAGCAACGAUGUGAAUAGCAAUUCGUUUUAUCUGAGCGCAGAUGUGUCCACUACCAAAAUGAGAGAGGAUAAUGCUCAUCUGUAUAACCUUGUGUUUCCGUACUGUACUUUGGAUCAUCGUGGCGACCCCCAGAAUGGCAGUUUUCCCACAUGGAGGGGCUUUGGAAGCAACCAGACGGGUGAUACGAAGUAUGACGCGCGCAGCGACGAACAUGGCCGGGGUAUUCCUCUCUCCCGUGAAGCGAACAAUCCAUCGCGAACGAACAAUAAUCCAUUGCGAACGAACAAUACAGCGAUAGAGGACGGUGGGAAAACCCACGGACACGCGGAGCACACCGCCGACGGUAUGACGAACAUGCCAAACUUUUUCAGCCAUAGUGACUUCUUUGACGAAAGGGAGUACGAAAAAUUGAAAAAACGAUUUUAUAAAAAAAUUUCCCACUUUCAAAUAAAAAUUUUGAAGAAGUUGCAAAAAAAUAAUUUUAAAAUAGAAGGCAUUUCUCACCUCGUCCAGAAUAACGUGUACAUACACAUGACUGACACGAAUAUGCAUUACACAAACAUGAACUAUCUAGACGUUUUUAACAUUUAUAACAUAUGUGAGAAAGGUUUUCGUUGGGGAAGCAAGCGGUCCAAAUGCCGUAAAAGGGAAGACACCCUUUUGUACGUUCCGUCUUACUUUCUCUUCGCGCUGAACAAGAACUGA